AUGACUGAUGCUGAUGCCAACACUCCCAGUGGGCAUGAUACUCCAGCUACAAAACUUUUCCUGAUGACAGUCAUAACCACAGAUGAACCAAUAUCCGACCCAGACUUCCAAACUAUACAAAUGACCCAGGAUAUGACAAUAGGUACUCAAGAUUCAGACGUUACUCAGGACCCAAGUGACACUUCUGAUCUAGAUAUUACUGCAGGCAUUGAUAAUACUACACGUCCAGAUGAUGCUUCUGGGCCUGCCUUUGUUCCAGGCCUCAGUACUCCUACUGCCACAGCUACAACUUUAGGCUUAGAUGUAACGACAGCCACAGGCACAAGUCAGAGUUCAGAAAUUCGUGAAAGCCCAGUUGCCACUCCUGGCUCUAAUAAUACUUUAAACACAAAUGCUACUCAAGGUCAAAACUCUACUCCAAUUGAAGAUGCUACACUCGCUGCAGAUAAUCUUCCAAGAGAAAAUGUUACAAGUAAAAACAGUUAUUCUAUUGAAGAUACUAGUCCAUCUGAACAUUUGUCUACUAAACACUUAACACCAUAUGUAGACACAACUUCCAGUGGAGACACAACUUUAGCCAAAGUUAAUAUUUCUGGUGAAGAUAUCACGAAAGAUGAAGUCACUACUUUUGAUGUUAUAACUUUUCCUGGGGAAGGCGAUACUUCUGAGAAAGAAACAACUUUUGAUAUGAAUUCUGGUACAAACACUACCCGAAAAGGAAAGACUGCUUCUGGUGAAGGCACUACUCCUGUCAUUGGUACUAGUCCAAGAGAAGACAUUACUUUUGUUGAAAGCACAAUACCCAGUGAAGUUACAUUAACUAACGAAAGUACUAAUGGUGAAGCAACUACGUUGAGUGACGGCACAUAUAAAGGCACAGGUAUGUCUGAAUAUGGAACCCCUACUAUCGUUGCAGAAGAAACUGGUUCAGUCACUCCUAUUGCUGAGAACCCUACUGCACGAGAUACUACUCCUGAUGAAGUUACUAUUCUUGAUAAAGGUAUUACCAAUACUGAAAGUACGAUCUCAGGUGAAAACAUUUCUGUGAAUGAAGAUAUUACUAUAAAAUAUACUUCUUCAGGUGAUACAACUUCUAGUAUAAGUAUGCCUACUGAUGAAUACAACACAUACAUUGAAAAUAUUACGGUUGUUGAAAACUUUCCAUUUGGAGAAAACACUACUUUUGGUAAAGACACUAGUAAGAUAAUUACAGAUGAAGUUACUACCUUUGGUUUGGUCAUUUCUGUGGAGCAACACACAACUCUUCUGGAGGAGGAUACUACUGCAGCUAUAGACAUUCAUGGUGAAUACACUUCGAAUAAAAGCAUGAUGCCUAAUGAAUUCACGAGUCCUUAUGAAGACACUAGUCAAGUUGAUGUCACUACUGGCAGAAUUACUCCAGGCCAAAACACUUCAAGCGAAGAUGCCACCCUUGGUGCAGACACUUUUCCAAGUGAAAAUGUUACUGGUGAUAACAACUAUCCUACUGGAGCUACUACUACAGCUGAACAUACGUCUACUAAAAUGUUGACACCUUUUGAGGACAAAAGUAGAGACACUACUUUAGCUAAAGCCAAUACUUUUGGUGAAGAGAUCACUAAAGAUCAAGUAACUAAUAAUUAUGGAGUAGCUUUUUCUAGUGAUGGCAAUACCUUUGAGAAAGACACAACUUUUGAUGAUAUCGAUUCCGGUGUAGACACUUCUCGAAAAGAAACAGGUCCAAGUGAAGACACCACGCUUGCUAUGAAUAUUAGUUCUAAAGUAAACAUAUCUUCUACUGAAAGCACUACUGCGGAAGUUACAAUAGCUCCAUCUGAACAUUUGUCUACUAAACACUUGACACCAUAUGUAGACACAACUUCCAAUGGGGACACAACUUUAGCCAAUGUUAAUAUUUCUGGUGAAGAGGUCACACAAGAUGAAGUUACUACUUUCGAUGUAGUAACUUUUCCUGGGGAAGGCAAUACUUCUGAGAAAGGCACAACUUUUGAUAUGAAUUCUGGUACAGACACUACCCGAAAAAGAAAGUCUGCUUCUGGUGAAGGUACUACUCCCGUUAUUGGUACUAGUCCAAGAGAGGACAUUACUUUUGUUGAAAGCACAAUACCCAAUGAAGUUACAUUAGCUACCCAAAAUACUUCUCAUGGUGAAGUGACUGCUUUGAGUGACGGGACAUAUAAUGGCACAGGUAUGUCUGAAUAUGGAACCCCUAUUAUAGUUGCAGAAACAACUGGUUCAGACACUACUCCUGAUGAAGUUACUGGUCUUGAUAAAGGUAUUACUAAUACUGAAAGUGAAAACAUUUCUGUGAAUGAAAAUAUUACUAUUAAAUAUACUAGUUCAGGUGAUACAACUUCUAGUAUAAGUAUGCCUACUGAUGAAGAUAACACAUACAUUGAAAAUAUUACGGUUGUUGAAAGCUUUCCAUUUGGAGAAAACACUACUUUUGGUAAAGACACUAGUAAGAUAAUUACAGAGGAAAAUACUACCUUUGGUUUGGUCAUUUCUGUAGAGCAAAACACAACUCUUCUGGAGGAAGAUACUACAGCAGCUAUAGACAUUCAUGGUGAAUACACUUCGAAUAAAAGCAUAAAGCCUUAUGAAGACAGCACUGGUGAAUUCACGAGUCCUUUUGAAGACACUAGUCAAGUUGAUGUCACUACUCCUGGCAGAAUCACUAAUCCAGGCCAAAAUUCUUCAAGCGAAGAUGCUACCCUUGGUGCAAACACUUUUCCAAGUGAAAAUGUUACAGGUGACAACUAUCCUACUGAAGCUACUACUACAACUGGACAUACAUCUACUAUAAUGUUGACAUCUUUUGAGGACACAGCAUCCAGUAGAGACACCCAAGAUCAAGUAACUAAUUCUUAUGGAAUAACUUUUUCUAGUGAUGGCAAUACCUUUGAGAAAGACACAACUUUUAAUGAUAUUAACUCCGGUGCAGACACUUCUCGAAAAGAAACAGAUCCAAGUGAAGACACCACGCCUAUUAUGAAUAUUAGUUCAAAAGUAAACAUAUCUUCUAUUGAAAGCACUACUCCGGCAGUUACAAUAGCUGACCAAUAUGCUACUACAGUUAUAGAAACAACUGGCCGAGUCACAGUUACUGUUGAAGGACCUGCACAAAACACGACACAUGAAGAUACUAGUCUUAAUAAUGGUAUUACUUAUGGUGAUGAAAUGACCAGUCCAGAUGAAACCACUACUUUGGGUCACGUAACUGAUGCUUCAGCAAGCAAUACUCCUUUGAAUAGGGAUAUUAAUUCUGGGGCAGAUACAACCCAUAAAGAAAAGACUGCUUCUAGUGAGAUCACCACUCCUGUAAUGGGUAGUAGUCUAAGAGAAGACACAACAUUUGUUGCAAGCACGACUCCUGAUGAAACUACAAUAGCUAGCCAAGAGGCAAGUCGUUCUGAAGGAACUACUUUCAGUGGCGACACUUAUAGUAGCACAGGCUUGACUGAACAUAGAACCACUUCAUUUAUAAAAACGACUAGCCGAGUCACAAGGGACCCCAGUCCCGCUCAAAACACUACUCCAGACGAAGAUUCUACUUUUAAUAAAGGUAUGACUUAUAGUACUAUACUCUAUAAUACUUCAACUGAUAGAACCUGUAGUGAAGGUAUGACACCUGAUGUGGACAAUGUCUAUGUUGAACACCCGACAACUGUAGGAUAUAUUGGUCUAGGAGAAAAGACUACUUUUGACUAA
Penaeus indicus is the source of this 3711-nucleotide messenger RNA. Its product is annotated as mucin-12-like. The record is from RefSeq and is a predicted model, not a curated record. The transcript is spliced from 2 exons. The coding region runs from base 1 to 3711 and encodes 1236 amino acids. NCBI's taxonomy places the organism in Eukaryota, Metazoa, Arthropoda, Malacostraca, Decapoda, Penaeidae.